AGCGUGUGAAAACCGCAUUCCAAUGUCCAUAUAUGGAGUCAAGGUCGCAACCAAUUCAACUGAGCGAUCCCUCCCGAAGUGGUACAGCCCAAGUCAGCCUUGUGCGAUCGCCACCGGCCCUCAAGCUCAGAUCCACCAAUAGUGCAAGAAUACGAUGUUCCAGUGUUUGCUAAAGGCAAAGAGGAGGAGGAGGAGGAGGAGGAGGAGACACCAGGGAUGUGGUGUUGUCGUCCCUCCUCCAAGCUUGGGGGGAGAUGGGCCUCCCCGGGUCCCCAAGCUUGACGGACAUCCGUUCAGCCGUGGCCACAUACAACUUCGACUCAGAGAUUGGCAGGAGGGACCAUCGCAAUACGACCGCGGCAGCGACUACCAGUGCAUCGCCGAGAACAGCGCCGGCUCCGCGCAGGCCAGCGCCCGCCUCACCGUGCUGUGGGCCGACGGGCUCCCCGGGGCCCCCACAAUGGUGCGGGCCUAGGCGUUGUCGCCCGGCGCCAUCCAGGUGUCCUGGAAGGAACCGGAGCAGAACACACAGGACAUCAUCGGCUACGUGCUGCACAUCCGGCGGUCCUCAGGGAGAACGGGCCGGCCUGGCUGGAAGAGGGCGGUCACUUCCCCUUUAAUAGUCAGAAGAAAACGUUUGGAAUAGCCGCGAGGUCUAAGGGCCUUGAAAAGGGUCCUGGUG
Gadus morhua (Atlantic cod) is the source of this 682-nucleotide messenger RNA. Its product is annotated as immunoglobulin superfamily DCC subclass member 3-like. Bases 155 to 475 code for a protein of 106 amino acids. The record is from RefSeq and is a predicted model, not a curated record. The transcript has 5 exons. NCBI's taxonomy places the organism in Eukaryota, Metazoa, Chordata, Actinopteri, Gadiformes, Gadidae.